ACUACAGUUUUAUGGGAGAUUGGAGGUGGGGUUUAUGUACCUAGACGAGAUUGAGAUUUAAAAAAAUGAAAUGAAAUCUGAAGCUGAAAGUUGUAGUUGAUAAAGAGUGUGUAAAAUACAGUUUGUUAAUUUUUGUUGUUUAACAUGACGUUAUUAAGAAUUGAUUCAUUCAUUAAGUAUUAUUUAUAUUGAGUUAAGAAUAUCUAUUUUUAUAACCUAAAUCACCGAUUGCAAGUAAAUGAAGAGGUGACAAGCGCUGCCUCGUUAGUUAAUUUAAUUUCAAUGCUACAAAUAAGUACCUAAUAAUUUAUCAUACUGUGAUGAUGUAUUAAGAUGAUAUAAUCGGUGUUACUGCUUGGUAUAUCAUAGUUUAAACACGGAGUCGUUGUCUGUGAUACAAAAUCAGUUGAUAUAAUUAGUUGCUAGGGGCCUAUUCCAAAGAUGGAGAGUGUGUAUUCCUGGUAUAGAGAUCUGUUAGACAACAGAAGUGAUCCUCGUGUGAAAGAUUGGCCGAUGAUGUCUUCCCCAUGGCCCACAUUAGCCGCGUGCCUAUGUUAUGCGUUCUGCGCUAAGAAACUGGGCCCGUCGCUGAUGGCUAACCGCAAGCCGUUCGAAUUGAGAAAUACCCUUGUAAUAUACAAUUUAGCGCAGACAAUAUUCAGUGCGUGGAUAUUUUAUGAGUAUAUGGCAAGUGGAUGGUGGGGCCAUUACGACUUCAGGUGUCAACUCGUCGAUUAUUCUCGGAGUCCAAGAGCCAUGAGGAUGGCGAACACAUGCUGGUGGUACUACUUCAGCAAGUUCACGGAGUUCUUCGACACGCUGUUCUUCGUGCUGCGCAAGAAGAACGAGCACGUGUCGACGUUGCACGUGAUACACCACGGCAUCAUGCCGAUGUCCGUGUGGUUCGGAUUGAAGUUUGCACCAGGUGGCCACAGUACAUUCUUCGCACUAUUGAACACGUUCGUGCAUAUUGUUAUGUAUUUCUACUACAUGGUAUCGGCAAUGGGACCGAGGUACCAGAAGUAUAUCUGGUGGAAGAAAUACCUCACUGCCUUCCAAAUGGUGCAAUUCGUGCUGAUCUUCAGCCACCAGCUGCAGGUGCUGUUCCGGCCGUCGUGCCAGUACCCGCGCGUGUUCGUGUACUGGAUCGCGAUGCACGGCUUCCUGUUCCUGUUCCUCUUCACGGACUUCUACAAGGCGCGAUACAACAAGGGCGAGAGGAAGGCCAGGAUGAACAUGGGGCUGUGUAUGACGGUGAUGGACGAAAGUUCGCUGAACGGCAAGAACGGGUACAAGCAGGAGGACUCGAGCGUGCCCAACUCGUACGCGUCGUCCGCCGCCGACGCGUUCGUGCGGCGGCGGCCCGUCUCCUAAACGCGUAGCUUUAAUACGAUUACUUACAGUUGCGAUGCCUGUUCUACGGUCGCGCCUUUCUUUAGGUAGAUACAGACACAAGAUUGUUUUGUGUGUUCAAUUUAAAUAGGUAAAUAAAUCGAAAAAUUCGUCAAUCUUCUACGCUACAGAGCGUGCCAAAGAUAUUUACAUCGAUACAUUUUUUGGAAGAAUAUGAACCUCUUUCUGGCGCGGUUGGAUAAUAAUCAUUUAUUCCCAAUCCUUAAUUGCAUUUGAAUUGUUUACAGGGAGACAGACGUAUGUUAUUGUGUGUUUGUAUCUGCGUAAAUAAAACGUGUGACUCCGUGUAACUGUGACGGAUGUGCGAGCCGGUUUCGAGCGUUUGACGCACUUGCAAGUUAUAGCGGGGCUGUCAAUUUUCAAAGUCUAUUUAUUUCGUUUUCUCACAACGACUCGAGACGACGUCGAUCGCACAUCUCCAAUGAAAUACAAAAUGUAUGCGUGUUCAGCUAUGAGAGGGUUCGAUUGUAGUAGUUGAAGUCAACCAAAUAUUAAGGUAUUGUACAUAUACGUGGAACGCGAUUCUCGCAGCCGACCGAGCUCCGUGGAAUGCAUUGAGUUACUAUGUAUUACGUACUAGAGAGGACAUCGCUACUACACUAUUUGUAACACGAGUUAGAGGCAAUCGUCUCAAACCCAUUUUUUUUUUGUUACAUUUAUUGGUUUUAAUUGAUAAGUUUAUUCAUAUUUUUUUAAUAAGAUAAACAAUAUUUAUUUGUUACAUUGAUUGGUUGGAAAGUAAUAAGAGGCAGAAUAUCUACAAAGUGUAGACUCACUAGCCGCCCCGCACCUCCGCGCUCGUCGCACAGAUUUUGUUCGUGGUGUCCUCUCUAUACGUAGUAAUAAUACUCAAUGGUGGAAUGUUGGAAAUUCGCGAAUGUUGUAAUAUUGCAAGUGUAUCAAAUACGGUCACGAUAUCGUUGCGACGUGUUGCGGCCGACCCGACGCUUGCGACACGACGCCAUUCCGUGUUAUGUAAUUGCUUUCGUCUCACAAAGGUGAUUCUCCGACCGACGCCGGCCUCCCUGAUAAAACAACGGCCAUUUUAUAAUUGGCCGGCUGGCUUGGAAAUGUCACGUGUCACGGCCUUUUCACAUUAACAUAAAUUAUUUGAUUUUCAAAGAAAUGAUUGGUUUUUGAAUCUAUUGUAGAUAAAUUUUAAAAGCUGCCCGACGAAAUGUUCUCCAUGUUAUUGUUGCACCUUUGUGGGGAGACGGCUAAUUACCGUGUUCUUCGAUAUUAAGAACAAACGUAUCGAACAAUACUUUCUAAAACGUUUCAAUGCACAAAGAUUUUAAACAUAAAUACGAAUGCCUUAUAUUUUUAAGUACAAACUGAGUACUAUUAAUUGUUGAUUAAAAUUUUAUCUUCGAGUGUAUAUGCUAUAUCGGUUUUAGAUGAGGGUUUCGCGUGUUUUACGAUUGUACUAUUAUUUUGUGAGUAUUCGAGUACGCGGUUAAGGGAAUUUUCUUUAUUGUAUUAUACACAGAUUUUAUAAUCUUGUAUUAAUUUCUUUUAGAUAACUUAUAAUUACUUGUUUACUAAAUACUUAGCUUAUUUUGUGUAAAUAUAAUUUUAUUGCGGUUUAAUAAAUUAUGAAACGAUGUUACCAUACGGUCGGUUCUCAAAUCCAGUGUAGUCGUUUGAUUCUCGUCUUAUUGUUUUAUGAAAUUGCCUUUACAGUCCGUGCUCAAGCAUUUUAUAUUUUAACUCGAUUGAAGUAAUUUUGAAUCCAUCUGUAUUAUGUUUCAUAAUCGAAACGUCGUUAUGUAUUAAUUUUAUUAUUAAAUUCGUAUUCACAAUUUUAAUUUUAAGACAACUGUGCAUACCCGUAGCCUCUCUAUAAAUAAUAAUAAAAAGCUUGCAGUCAGAUAGGCGUUAAUGGUUGUAUAAAAAUAGAUAAUACAUAUCGCGAACACCGGCCAAUUGUGGCUAAAUGUAAUGUGUAUUGUGUUAGUGUGCUCAAAUUUAUUCAAUUUUUACACUAAUAUAAAUGUACACAUUAGUAGCCUACAAUUGACCCGCGUUUGUGACUUUACAUUGUAUAAUAAAAUCCAUAGAACUAGAAAUGUUGUAUAGAAAUAGAACAAAUGUAGGGUAAUUUUAAGUUUCUGUUAUUACAAGUUAUGUUUUUAGCGAAUUUUAUAAAAGACAAUGGAAAUUUCAAAUGCUUAUAUGUAUUAAUAUUGAUUUCUUUAAUAUAACCUUAAAAAAUUUUAAUAAAUAGAUAAAAUUCGCACCUUCCUGACCUUGUGGCGCGUGCUAAAUGGCAGAUUAAUCAACGCGUCAAGGGCUCCGUAAUUAUUCUACUCAUAAAGUGCUAACUCUUGUAAAAUGUUCUAUGACCUUACGAGUAGCGCUGUCGAAAGUUUUCGCUACCUUCUAACAUAUUAUAUUCUAAAUUACGGCAUAUUGUUAAAUUGCAAGGUGAGGUGGCGGAAAUUAAUUAUGUAUAAUAAAUUUAUAUCUAUGUACAUCAACAUCGUAAUUCAAAUUACAUUAUAAUUUUGUAUGAGGCAUU
This is a messenger RNA of Colias croceus (clouded yellow), 3934 nucleotides long. Its product is annotated as elongation of very long chain fatty acids protein AAEL008004-like. Bases 442 to 1374 code for a protein of 310 amino acids. The transcript is spliced from 9 exons. NCBI's taxonomy places the organism in Eukaryota, Metazoa, Arthropoda, Insecta, Lepidoptera, Pieridae. Gene Ontology annotation, biological process: fatty acid elongation, polyunsaturated fatty acid; fatty acid elongation, monounsaturated fatty acid; very long-chain fatty acid biosynthetic process. Gene Ontology annotation, molecular function: fatty acid elongase activity. The record is from RefSeq and is a predicted model, not a curated record. Gene Ontology annotation, cellular component: endoplasmic reticulum membrane.